AUGCCGGACGCAGUCCUGAAGCCACAUCAGUGGGAGGUCAUGCGGGCUUUGGCCGAGAUUGCGAUCCCAAGCAUUCCCGCCAGCGCAGAUGCUGUAGCUAGUGUUUGUCGAUUGCCAGCAGUGUCUCAGGACGACAAUGCUCGGUUAGGACACUAUGAUUCCGAGGCCCCAACGCCGGCGCCGGCGAGCUACGCCGAACAGUAUCUGGAGGAAACAUUGGUCUCACUGGAUGGCUUCCAGGAGUUCAUUGAGCGACUCUUCGGACAAUAUAUACACCCCGAGGGCCGAAAGGGGAUUCUCUUCAUCCUAGACGCCCUGAGUUCUCGCCCGGGAUCGUUGCUCCUCACGGGCAGCACAACGCCAUUGCAUCGCCAGCCGCUCGACGCCCGCGAGAAGAUCUUCCAAGGAAUGAGGACCUCAAGACUUGCACCACUGCGCUUGGUAUCUCGCAUCCUCCUGCUGAUCUUCAAAAGAGCGUGGACGGCCUUGAGCCCGAGCAUCCCUGGUCUCCUGGGUCUUAGCACGCGGUCAUCCGUGCAUCUCAAGCGCGCAGACGGGACUGCGUACGAAUUUGUCCAAUUCCCCGCCGCCACCAGCGGUGAAACGGAUCCUCCUUCACUCGACGCCGACGUCGUCAUCGUAGGCAGCGGGUGCGGCGGCAGUGUUGCAGCCAAGAACCUGGCCGAGGCAGGCUUCCGCGUGGUCGUCGUGGAAAAGUCGUAUUACUUCCCGACCUCGGCAUUCCCCAUGACGCCGCUUGAGGGAAACAUGAAUCUAUACGAGAACGGCGGAUUCCUCGCGACGGACGACGGCAACAUGGCGGUUCUCGCGGGGUCCACCUGGGGCGGGGGCGGGACCAUCAACUGGUCCGCGUCGCUGGCGCCGCAGGGCUACCUGCGCGAAGAAUGGGCCGCCAAGCACGGGCUGGACCUGUUCACGUCACGGCAGUUCCAGGAAUCCGUCGACAGGGUGUGUGACAGGAUGGGCGUGGAUGAUUCGCAGAUUGAGCACAGCUUUGGGAACCAACUCGUCCUGAACGCCGCGCAGAAGCUGGGAUACAAUGCAAGGCCCGUGCCGCAGAACACGGGGCAUGGCAAGCACUACUGCGGUCACUGCCACUUGGGCUGCGCGUCUGCAAUGAAAAAGGGCCCGAGGGAAACGUUCCUGGCCGAUGCCGCGGAGAGCGGGGCCGUCUUUAUCGAGGGGUUUGAUGCCCAUAGGGUUAUCCUGGGGCAAUCUGGGCGCAGCGGUAACCCGGCGGCCGUCGGCAUUGCAGGCACUUGGACGUCUAGGGCUAUGCAUUUUGGGCACGGUCAGGAAAGCGGCCCCCUUGUUCGUCGACGUGUGGAAAUCCGCGCCAAGAGAGUCAUUGUCGCGUGCGGGUCGCUUCAGAGUCCGCUCCUGCUCCGACGGAGUGGCAUGCGAAAUCCACAUAUUGGUCGCCAUUUAUACCUCCAUCCAGUGCUCGCAUCCGUUGCGGUAUUCGACCAGGAUGUUCGUCCCUGGGAAGGAUCCGCGCUCACCACCGUGAUCAGCGACUGGGAGAAUCUAGACGCCAAGGGCCAUGGGAUCAAGAUCGAAACGCCAGCAAUGCUCCCUUCCACCGUCCUACCUCUUCUCCCCUGGCACAACGGGACGGACUUCAAGGUCUUGGCAUCCAAGAUGGGUCGCAUGGCCGGGUUUAUAUGUCUCGGUCGUGAUCGAGACAGCGGGCGCGUCUACCCGGAUCCCACCGACGGCAGUUGCAGGAUUGAGUACUCGACGUCCAACUUUGACAAGCACCAUCUCAUCGAGGGGCUCAUCGCAUGCGCGAAAAUGGCCUACGUUUCCGGGGCAGCAGAAUACCGCACGACUUGUUCCCAGAUUCCUCCCCUACUUAUUCGCGAACCAGCGACGACGGAUGCCAGAGUCCCAGAGCAGAAUGACGCGCACUCGCAGGACGGGCUCAACAACCCUGUUCUACGUCGAUGGAUCACAACAGUCCGCAGCCUCGCGCCCCUCGAUAACGAAAAGACGGUCUUUGCGAGUGCGCAUCAGAUGGGGACGUGUCGGAUGGGCACAUCUCCGCGGCACAGUGUUGUGGAUCCCCAUGGGCAGGUUUGGGGCACAAGCGGGCUGUACAUGUGCGAUGCGUCAGUUUUCCCGAGUGCUAGUGGCGCGAAUCCCAUGAUUACGAAUCUGGCCAUCGCGGAUUGGACGAGUCGGGGGAUUGCUGCUGGUCUUGGACAGGAGAUGACAACAAUAUCACGGGCGAAUCUGUAG
This is a messenger RNA of Aspergillus calidoustus, 2262 nucleotides long. NCBI's taxonomy places the organism in Eukaryota, Fungi, Ascomycota, Eurotiomycetes, Eurotiales, Aspergillaceae. The record is from the annotation of a GenBank genome assembly.